CUCCGUCUUCGGCUGGGCAUGCGCAGACAGCGAAAACUUACUUGGACGUCCAGUUGGCAAACUGACGAAGUUAUCUGCGGAACUAGAAGCCUCAAAACAAAAAAAACAAAAAAAACACCAUGACUUCGACGAACAUGUUCCAAGGGUUGGAGACUGGAUCCAAACCAAGUUCGAGGGUGUUGCAGCCUCCCGGAGGUGGCUCCAGUAACCUGUUUGGGGGCUAUGAAGAGGACGCUGCAGCAUCGAGAAGACCUAAUAAGAUGGCCUCUAAGGUUUUCUCUGCGCCAGAGGAGCCCCAGACCCAGAGUGCACCUAGACGCUCCAAUCCUCCAGGUGGGAAGAGUAGUGGAAUAUUUGGGGACCCUGCACCUCAUGCUCAGCCACAGAGACCUGUACCUCCAGGUGGACCGACCAGCAACAUAUUUGGGGCUGCAGAAAGUUCAGCUGUCCAAAGCCCAAGCCGAGGCCAUCCAAAUAAGCCAAAGGUAGACAAUCUUGGAAUGGUUCCUGAGCCAGAAUCACCAGCACCCGCAGCCAAGGUCAGCCAGCCUGAAGUGAAGGUGGAAGCCGCCCCUCCUGCUCCUGCUCCUACUCCUGUUCUUGCUCCUGCUCCUGUUCUUGCUCCCGCUCCUGUGCCAGCCAAGGAAGUGCCCGCUGUUGAGGUUGCAGCCCCCCCUCAGCCUGAGCCCCCUUCCUCCUCCUCUUCCUCCGCCUCUUCCUCACCUUCUCAGAACGAAGAGACCGGUGAGCGGAAGAACCACGAGCCCCAUCUGGGACCCAAACCUCGCUCUCACAACAGGGUCCUGAACCCCCCCGGAGGAAAGUCGAGUGUGGUAUUCUACUGAUGAGCUGAGCACACCUCUCCUCCCCGUACGUGUCCACACACUCCUGUCUGCUCCCCUGAUUAUCUUCUCUCAUUCCAACCCCCCUCCCCUCCUCCCACUGUAACUUCAACUCUACAUCCAACCAGGAACUUUGGCUCUUCUCACAAGGUUCCUGAUCACUUAAAUUGUCCUCAACUCCUUGCACUUUCAGCUCUGUCAUUGUCCAAUCCUUUAUUUUCCUCUUUGAAUCCUGCAGUCAUACAAUCACCAACUGAUCAAUCAACCCAAGCUGUUCCCUAAUCCUUUUACCCGUGACACGGUUCGGUCCCGGCCUAUAUCGUCUCGCUGUUCUUCUGUUUCAACAAGUGUUCUUGUAGUUCGGUUAAAGUAUUUUUCAUGAUGCAAACCUUUUUGGAAGACUGGUUAAAGACGUUGAAGUGUCUUUGCAAUAUUCGGCUUUAAACAAUCCUCGACUUCAAUAACAACUUCAAUCCUGGCGUUCAGAUUCACAACAGAAAUGUGCUUUAAUAUCGGGGUGCUUGUUUUCAAUAAGCAGACGCUCAGUCAGGAGGAGGUGAAUACAUUUUCUCGCUGAUUUAAAAAAAAAAAAAAAAAAAAAGCUUCAGGGAGUUCCACUCGUGCCAUCUUUUUAUGCAUUGCCAGAUCCUCAUUGGCUGACUACAUAACACCUUUAGUUAAGCCACUUUUAAAAUAAUUGAUGUCGGCUAACAACAAACGACUGUAAUCAAAAGGCCUUAAAUCAGCUCUGCAUUGUUUAUGUUUUGUUGCCUUCUUAUUAAUUAUUUGUUUGUGUGUGACAUUGCUGACCUGCUGUCUCAACACAAAUGAUUCAAAGAAAAAAAUACCAAAAGUUAACUCUUAAACAAAGACGAAUGUGGUUGUUUCCUCUCAAAUGUUUCCGCUUCCUUAAAAAAAAUUCCAUUUUUGAUUUGAUGCGUUGUAUUGUGCAGGUACUUUUCUGCUUGGUCCUCAUUGCUUGCUGUAACUGAAAACAUGCCUCUUUUGUUUUGUUUUGCUUGGGGUAGGCCUCUGUUUAUGUUUUAAAUUAAAACGGCUGAAGACAAGUGAACUCUGGACUAGCGUGCGGCCUACCUGAGUCCAGGUGGGCUCAUUGAUAAUCAACUUCUCACCCACUUCAUGACGCACACUCUCGGUAUUCUGGUGCCGGCCUGUCCCCCUCGUGUUGAUGUGCCUGGCAGGCAAUGAGUGCAGCAGAAGAAAGAAGUCCUGUGUAUUGCAAUAAAACUGUUGUUUUGCAUUUAGA
Labrus bergylta (ballan wrasse) is the source of this 2109-nucleotide messenger RNA. NCBI's taxonomy places the organism in Eukaryota, Metazoa, Chordata, Actinopteri, Labriformes, Labridae. The record is from RefSeq and is a predicted model, not a curated record.